GUUUCUUUCGUCGAUUAAGUUUGCCUCAAACAGCAACAACAAAAUGAUGAAGUUGUUUCUUAUUGCUUUUUUCUUGUUCUGGUCACCAUCACCUAGCGCACCAUCAGCAAUUAUGAACGCAGAAAUGAGUAUCACGAAGGAAGAUGGCAGCAGCGUUGGACCAAGCUUAGAAAUACAGCCUGGACAAGGCAUGAACCUCACCUGCACGAUAGAAGGUUAUGGACUCUCGCUUGACUUACUGUGGUAUGAAGAAGGGCAAGUGCUGAGGCAUCAGACGAGCAUUGAAAAAAGUGCCUUCAUGCAGCAGCAUCAGCUGCGACUGACAUACAGCGAUGACUGCGACCGCAAAUUUACAUGCAUUUAUGGUGAUGAAGAUGAAGUUCAGCUUGCCAAGAGCACCACCAUAAAGUGUCUAGGUUAGCGGGAAUGAAGGUGAAACAAAGGAAAAAGUCAGUAGUAAAAAUGUUGUCAUCGUUCUUCAAUUAAUAGAUGAUAGUAAAUCCUAAUGAAAGGAGUAUAUUGAGCAUCAAAAGUGGAUCAACUAUUUUCGCAUCAAUUUGAUACGAGCAUUGUUAAGAAUAAAAUACGAAUACUUCGAGAAAAUUAAAAUGGAAUUCAUUAUUUUAUUGUUACUUUUAUAAUUCUAGCAAAAUACCCAUUUCAAAUUUCACGAUUCACAAAAGGAAUAACUCAAAUCAUUUGAGUAGAACAUUGAAUGAUAGGAGCAGAAAUUCAGAAAAUUUAACUUCGUUCUAUUCUUACGUAAAUUAAGCCGAAAAAUUUUUCUGCCCGAGUUGAAUCAGCCGGAGUUGAAUCAGCCGGAGUUGAAUCAGCCGGAGUUGAAUCAGCCGGAGUUGAAUCAGCCCGAGUUGAAUCAGCCGGAGUUGAAUCAGCCGUAGUUGAAUCAGCCGGAGUUGAAUCAGCCCGAGUUGAAUCAGCCGGAGUUGAAUCAGCCGGAGUUGAAUCAGCCGUAGUUGAAUCAGCCGGAGUUGAAUCAGCCCGAGUUGAAUCAGCCGGAGUUGAAUCAGCCCGAGUUGAAUCAGCCCGAGUUGAAUCAGCCCGAAUUGAAUCAGCCGGAGUUGAAUCAGCCGGAGUUGAAUCAGCCGGAGUUAAAUCAGCCCGAGUUGAAUCAGCCGGAGUUGAAUCAGCCGGAGUUGAAUCAGCCGGAGUUAAAUCAGCCCGA
Hyalella azteca is the source of this 1183-nucleotide messenger RNA. RefSeq lists its product as uncharacterized. The record is from RefSeq and is a predicted model, not a curated record. Bases 44 to 421 code for a protein of 125 amino acids. Lineage: Eukaryota; Metazoa; Arthropoda; Malacostraca; Amphipoda; Hyalellidae. The transcript is spliced from 3 exons.